Messenger RNA from Sorghum bicolor (sorghum), 2135 nucleotides. RefSeq names its product AAA-ATPase At3g50940. The transcript has 2 exons. Lineage: Eukaryota; Viridiplantae; Streptophyta; Magnoliopsida; Poales; Poaceae. Gene Ontology annotation, molecular function: ATP hydrolysis activity; ATP binding. The coding region runs from base 402 to 1907 and encodes 501 amino acids. The record is from RefSeq and is a predicted model, not a curated record.
AACAUGUUUGCCUCCGAUGCCAGCAUCACUGUUAAUCACAAUUAACAAAAAAAGGGGCUAUUGAGCCCGCUGAUCACCAUGACCGUACCUGGUUCGGUGACUGAUUGAAGUGCUUUACACGGUUGUUCAUGGAAAAAAAAAGGCACAGAAACUAGUCAGCAGGUCAACUAGUCAACACUAAUUAGCCACCUUUGUAAUGCAAACACAAUCAACUCCACUAAAUAAUUGCGAUAGCGAGUGAUCGAGCACCAACCCUCAUUAAACCGACUCCGCACACGUUGACGAAUCGGGGUCUCCCUUUCGUCCUUAGUGCAAAGUGCAUUCAAUCCUCAGACUCCACGCAAAAAGAUCAAUCGGAGAGCCACGGAGAAAUCGGUGAUCAUCGGUGCUACGCCGCGCAAAUGGCAUCGCCAACGAACGGAGCGCUUGAACGGUACAAGAGCGCCAUCACGACCGCCACGUCCGUCGUGGGCGCGGCCAUGCUGCUGCGCCGGCUCGUCGCCGACGUCCUCCCGGCCGGCACGCCGCCGCUGGUGGGCGCGCUGCUCCUCCUGCCGCCGCCCUCCGCCCGGCGCCACGCCGUGGUGAUCGAGGAGUUCGACGGCGCCUUGUACAACCGCGUCUUCCUCGCGGCCAGGGCGUACGUCUCCGCGCUCCUCGCCUCGGCGCCGGCCGCGACCGGCGCGCCGCGCGUGGUCAAGGCCAGCCUGCCGCGCGGCGCCGGCGCGGAGCAGAUCACGCUCGCCAUGCGCCCCGGCACGGCCGUCGUCGACGUGUUCCGCGGCGCUGAGCUCACGUGGCGCCUGAGCAGCCACGGCAGCAGCGGCGGCGCGGGGGGCGAGGCGUUCAGGCUCAGCUUCGACGGGGAGCACAGGGAAUUGGUGCUCGGCGCGUACCUGCCGUUCGUCAUGGCCCGCGUGGAGGCCAUGGCGCGGGACCGGAGGCAGGCGAAGCUGUACAGCAACGAGUGGGGGAAGUGGCGGCCCGUCAGUCUCCGCAACGCGUCCACGUUCGCGACGCUGGCCAUGGACGCGGCGCUGCGGCAGGACGUGCUGGAGGACCUGGACAGGUUCCUGGGCCAGAAGGAGUACUACGAGCGCACGGGGAGGGCGUGGAAGCGAGGCUACCUCGUCCACGGGCCGCCCGGGACCGGCAAGUCCAGCCUCGUGGCCGCGAUCUCCAACCACCUCCACUUCGACGUGUAUGACCUCGACCUCGGCGCCGUCCGGUCCAACACCGAGCUGAGGAAACUGCUGAUCCGGAUGAAGAACAGGUCUAUACUGCUGAUCGAGGAUGUCGACUGCGCGUCGGUAGCAGCGCAGAGGAGAGAAGCCGACGGAGGCUCCGAUGGGAGCAGCCCGGCGCCCAAGCAUCAAAAGGUCACCCUGUCCGGACUCCUGAACAUGGUGGACGGGCUCUGGUCGAGCAGCGGGCACGAGCGCAUCCUCAUCUUCACCACCAACCACGUGGACCGGCUGGACCCGGCGCUGAUCCGGCCGGGCCGGAUGGACAAGCACAUCCACAUGGGCUACUGCGGCUUCGGCGCGUUCAAGGAGCUCACGGCCAUCUACCACGGCGUCGUCGACGGCCACCCCCUGUUCCCGGAGAUCCAAGCGCUGCUGCGGGAGGUGGACGUGGCGCCCGCGGAGCUUGCGGAGAAGCUGCUGGCGACGGACGACGCCGACGCCGCGCUCGAGGUGGCCGCGAAGCUGCUCAGAGAUAGGAAGGCGGGGGUCGAGGAGGAUGGCGGCGGCGGGUACGUCAGACAGAAGCUGCACGUGGAGGCAAGCCGCCCCCGCCGCCGGUCAGUGCCGGCGCCGGUGCCUGGACGGGGCGUGGGUGCUGCGAGACGGGUGGUGUUUGGCCGAAGUGGAAUGCGCGGAAGGGGAAGGGGAGGACGGCGAUAGGACUCAACGCCUCAGCCUAGGUGCCAGUGCUAAGUUGAAGAAAAACGUUGAAAUGGUUGUGCUUAAAGUCUCGUGAGUGAGAUACUAGCAUGUCAGCGUAAUUGUUUUUUUUUUUCUUGUAUAUAACACCAGCACGUUUGAAUAGGACCAAGGACCCAUAUUGUUUUCUUUUGGGCCGGGGGAGAAGGAACAACGCACACGAAUGGACAUAUGAAUUUUAGUUUAGCA